AUGUCGAAGGGAUUCAACGUUCCCCCAGUUGUUUUCCCCUCAGGCGGAAACCCAGGACAAUCAGGAACUCUUCAACGUCGUCCAACGGCGCCGUUUCAACCUCGACAGAGCACAAACCCAAUCCCCUUCAUGUCCUUCGACAUAGGCUCAGCAACGACGUCGUUCCCUGCCCCACAAUUCGGCUCGGGAUCAUCCUCAAAAUCAAUCUCAAACUUCGACGACGAACCACCACUUCUAGAAGAACUCGGAAUCAACACAAAACAGAUCUGGAACAAAACGACGUCGAUCCUGAACCCGUUCCGCGUGGCGAAGCCCAAUCUCCACGAGGAAGCGGAUCUAUCAGGACCCGUUUUGUUAGUUAUGGCAUUCGGGUUGUUCCAGCUGUUAGCGGGUAAGAUCCAUUUCGGGAUCAUUCUCGGGUGGGUAACGGUUUCGGCGUUGUUUGUUUACGUUGUGUUUAACAUGCUUGCGGGUCGUAAUGGGACGUUGGAUCUGUAUCGGUGUGUGAGUCUUAUUGGUUAUUGCAUGUUGCCGAUGGUUAUGUUGUCGGCGUUGUCGCUGUUCCUUCCUCAAGGUGGGUUUGCAAUCUCCGCCGUCGCCGCCGUGUUCGUUAUGUGGUCCACCAGGGUUUGCACCACCUUAUUGGUUCAGGUUGCCACGUGGGAUGAACACCCUGGACUCGUUGCUUAUGCUUGCUUUCUUAUUUACACUUUGUUUUCGCUUCUUGUAGUCUUUUGA
Molecule: messenger RNA, 738 nt
Organism: Gastrolobium bilobum
Lineage: Eukaryota; Viridiplantae; Streptophyta; Magnoliopsida; Fabales; Fabaceae
Exons: 1
Coding region: 1-738 (245 amino acids)
Biological process (GO): vesicle fusion with Golgi apparatus; endoplasmic reticulum to Golgi vesicle-mediated transport
Cellular component (GO): trans-Golgi network; membrane
Source: RefSeq, a predicted model, not a curated record